GUUGCCCAUUUCUACCACCCACAGUUUACUAUGACCUGGAUGAUUGAGAAUCUUCACAGACAUGUUUCCACGCAUUUUGGGAUGAGAACCCUUCGACUGGUGCGGGAGUAUGAGAAGUGUUCCAGAAAACUGGCAGACUACAGAAACCACCUGCGUUUUAACCUGAGAUGCCGACAAUCCAACAUUAUCCCCACUAGCCUACGCCUAUUUUCAACGGUUAAAGGACACAGAGCUGAGAUAAUCCUGCAGAAAGCCCAGAAGCGGCUUCUCAAAGAGAGAGUGAGACAAGUACAUUUCACCAUCGAUGCUCUCCAGAACAAGACUAAACUGAGGUUUGAGGAGUUGACAGCCCUUCUUCCCAGUGAAGUUUUGGAACGAGUCUCUGAUCUCACUGAGAAGGCACAGCUUUCACAACACACCAAAGGUAAGGAACGACAGAUGCACAAAUUUCAAAAAUUGCUGUCUAAAACCACCUCCUCUGGCAAGACAGAAGGGCUGACUUGGAGGAGGAAAUCUGACCAGGCUACACAACCGGACAUAGAAGAGAAAUGGGUGAAAAACUUAUCCGACAGGGUACUCACCCAACCAGAGAGAGAUGUCUUAUCCAAGGGUCUUAACUUUGCAGUUUCACCUGAGCAGAUACCAGUAGUAGAACUCAUCACAGCCACAGAGACAGCCAUCAGGAACAACAACCUGACCAACACAGAGUCAGAACAACUUAGACUGAAGAUAUCAGCUGCUCUAUCCAGUGCGAAAGCACCCCCCUCCAACCUCACCAGCCAAGAAAGGAGGGCUCUUACAGUGCUUCAAAGAGACCGGAACAUCACCAUCCUUCCUGCUGACAAAGGGAGAUGCACAGUGGUGCUAAACACAGCAGACUACCACUCCAGGAUGACCAGUCUCCUCAGUGAUACAACCACUUAUGAAACAUUGAGGAGGGACCCCACAAGUGGUUACAAAAGGAAAGUUGUUAGCUGUUUGCAACAACUAGAAAAGGACCAAGCCAUCAACCAAUCUCUUUACUACAGAUUGUACCCUGGGGAAGCCGUGCCUCUCAUAUACGGACUCCCCAAGAUUCACAAAGAAGGAGCUCCUCUCAGACCUAUUAUCAGCAGUAUAAACUCGGUCACAUAUAACAUUCCUAAACACCUAGCCACCAUCUUGACUCCCCUGGUUGGGAAUACACCAUAUGUCAAAAAUUCCCAAGAUUUUGCUUCUAAAGUUGCAGACCUCAAACUAGAUUCAGAUGAAACCAUGGUUUCCUACGAUGUCAAUUCUCUGUUCACCUGCAUUCCCACCACAGAAGCAGUCGAAUCUGUAAGAAAACGACUCAUUCAGGAUAGCUCCUUACUGGAUAGAACGAAACUCACCACGGAUCAGAUUUGCACCCUGCUUGACCUCUGCCUGACUACCAUUUAUUUCCAGUUUAAUGAAAGUUUCUAUAGACAGAAGCAUGGAUGCGCCAUGGGAUCACCAGUAUCCCCUAUUGUGGCCAAUUUAUACAUGGAGGAAGUGGAACAUAUAGCUUUGACCACUUUUGCAGGAGUUGCUCCCAGCCAUUGGUUUAGAUACGUGGAUGAUACCUGGGUUAAAAUCAAAAUCCAGGAGGUGGAAGCUUUCUCAAAACACAUCAAUGCAGUGGAUAGCAACAUCAACUUCACUCGGGAGGAGGUCAGUGGGAAUAAUCUAGCCUUCUUGGAUUGUGAUGUACACAUUAGACAAGACAGAAGCCUUAGUAUCGAGGUCUACCGGAAACCCCCACACACAGACCAGUACCUACUUUUCGACUCUCACCACCCACUGGAACAUAAAUUGGGGGUCAUUAGGACCUUGCAACACAGGGCUCAGAACAUUCCUACAACAUUAGAGGGAAAAGAGAAGGAGCAGAAUCAUAUCAAGAAAGCACUUCAGAAUUGCGGUUAUCCCAACUGGGCUUUCCUAAAGAGCAUAAAAAGGAACAUAACUGACAAGGAUGAUAACAGGAACAAACGCAAGAACAUUGUCAUUCCCUACAUUUCUGGUCUAUCGGAGAAACUCAGGAGGAUCUUCUACAAACACAACAUUCCGGUACAUUUCAGACCCAAUAACACCCUGAAGCAGAAACUGGUCCACCCUAAGAACAGAAUACCCAGACACAAACAGGACAACGUAGUGUAUGCAAUUCAGUGCAGUGAGAAUUGCACGGAUUUGUAUAUUGGGGAGACGAAACAACCGCUAUACAGGCGUUUGGCCCAACACAGGAGAGCCAGCUCCUCAGGCCAGGACUCGGCUGUCUACAUUCAUCUUAACAACAAAGGACACUCAUUUCAGGAUUGUAACGUACGCAUUUUAGCCAGAGAGGAUCGUUGGUAUGAGCGAGGAGUUAAAGAAGCCAUUUUUGUCAACCUGGAACGGCCAUCACUGAACAGAGGUGGAGGUCUAAGACAUCAUUUGUCAAACAUCUACAAGGCGGUCUUGGACACUCUUCCCAGACGGCUGGGUGUACGCCAGGACCCAGCUGUUUUCGGUGACUCACAGGAGGACAGAGAGAGUCAGAUUGCCAUUGAUCACCCUAACGGGCAAUCCUUUGAUCACCCUAAUGACUCGCCGUUCACACCCAGCCUCCAGUGACCCACACCAACAUGAUG
Molecule: messenger RNA, 2627 nt
Organism: Neoarius graeffei (lesser salmon catfish)
Lineage: Eukaryota; Metazoa; Chordata; Actinopteri; Siluriformes; Ariidae
Exons: 1
Coding region: 31-2610 (859 amino acids)
Source: RefSeq, a predicted model, not a curated record